Coffea eugenioides is the source of this 1202-nucleotide messenger RNA. RefSeq names its product single-stranded DNA-binding protein WHY1, chloroplastic-like. Lineage: Eukaryota; Viridiplantae; Streptophyta; Magnoliopsida; Gentianales; Rubiaceae. The transcript is spliced from 7 exons. Gene Ontology annotation, biological process: regulation of DNA-templated transcription; defense response. Bases 112 to 924 code for a protein of 270 amino acids. Gene Ontology annotation, molecular function: single-stranded DNA binding. The record is from RefSeq and is a predicted model, not a curated record.
AUGGAGAAAUUGGACAGCAAAUAUUGACGGUUAGAGAAAGCAUUCCGACGAGGUUACACGAGUUAUCUCACUGCUGCAGAGCUAGCCUAAAACCCAGAGCAGCUGAAAAGAAUGCUACACCUAAACCUCUCUUCUUCUCUAUCCCCUAUCCAAAACCCUAGUAAACAGCACCCUCCUCCACAGUCAUACCAUGGUUUCUUCUCCAACAAUAAUUCACCCUUCAAUCUUAAAACCAAAACCUCCUCUCUUUCUUUCUCCAAUUCGACCAAGAACCUUACCUUAAAAUGCCGCCACUCUGGUUAUUUUGAGCCUCAAGAACCGCAGCAGCAGAGGUUUUCUCCUCCUGAUCAACAAGGGACAUUGCCGUCAAGGGUAUAUGUUGGAUACUCUGUGUACAAGGGGAAGGCAGCUCUGACAGUGGAGCCUCGGCCUCCAGAGUUCACGCCUUUAGAUUCAGGGGCAUUUAAGCUGACGAAGGAGGGUUUUGUGUUGCUUCAGUUUGCUCCUGCUGCUAGCGUUCGCCAAUAUGAUUGGAGUAGAAAGCAGGUUUUCUCAUUGUCAGUAAAUGAGAUUGGGAGUCUAAUUAGCCUUGGAGCAAAAGAUUCUUGUGAAUUUUUCCACGAUCCUUUCAAAGGAAAAAGUGAUGAAGGUAGGGUCAGAAAAGUGCUGAAGGUAGAACCCCUGCCAGAUGGUUCUGGCCACUUCUUUAAUCUCAGUGUUCAAAACAAGCUUAUAAAUGUGGAUGAGAAUAUCUACAUUCCUAUAACAAAGGCAGAGUUUGCAGUUCUUACCUCAGGAUUCAAUUUUAUCUUGCCAUACCUUAUAGGUUGGCACGCUUUUGCAACUUCCGUGAAGCCAGAAGAUGCUAGUCGGGUGAACUACACUAAUGCCAGAUCUGGUGCCGAGUAUGAAUGGAGCAGAUAGGGAUCGCUGUUUGCAUCAACUAAAUUGAUUUUGAUAUUCAUGCGACUCUUCAUUCCCUAUGCCUUGUGCAGUAUUGUAUUUUGAUGAAGUGAAUUCCUAGGAGUUUUUGUUAGUGUUAUCGAUAUGGGUUUGAAGAAUAGUGAUCAAAUUUCAUUGCAGCUGUUCUCCUGUUUGGCAUGUAUGAGCCGAAUUUGUUCCCUAGCUGCCUAUUUUUGACAGUAAUCAGCUAUCUCGUAACCUGGCUUGUCAUCAACCUGACGCCAUAUUUUCAUCCUAAA